AACCCCUCCAAAUCUUAACUGUUUUUCUUCUUGGUUUUGACCAACUUUCAAUACCCAUAUUACCCAUUCAUCUCAAUCUCUAAAAGUUUGUUUUGUAAAACCCUAAAACAAAGCCAAAGACUUUAACAUGAUGAAGAACAUAUAUUCUCACAUACUGCUUCUUGUCACUAUUAUGUUCUUGGCAGUUAAUCUUGGUGACAGUCUCCAUCCUCAUCAUUUUAUUUACCAAGGAAAAGGUGGUCUUGGUGAAGCCCAAAGGCAUCCCAAGGGAGCAAAGAACGUUGAGCUUGGGAUGGAUUUAUACCCAACGGGAUCAAGCAUACCAGACUGUUCACAUGCAUGCGGGCCGUGUUUUCCUUGUAGGAGAGUGAUGAUAAGCUUCAAGUGUUCAAUGACCGAGUCAUGUCCAGUUGUCUAUAGAUGUACCUGUAAAGGCAGAUACUACCACGUUCCAUCUAACUAACAUAUCAACUUCGUUUCCU
Molecule: messenger RNA, 482 nt
Organism: Cynara cardunculus var. scolymus (artichoke)
Lineage: Eukaryota; Viridiplantae; Streptophyta; Magnoliopsida; Asterales; Asteraceae
Product: protein EPIDERMAL PATTERNING FACTOR 2-like
Exons: 3
Coding region: 128-463 (111 amino acids)
Biological process (GO): stomatal complex development; guard cell differentiation
Source: RefSeq, a predicted model, not a curated record